Erpetoichthys calabaricus (reedfish) is the source of this 2537-nucleotide messenger RNA. RefSeq names its product extracellular matrix protein 1a (gene ecm1a). The transcript has 9 exons. Lineage: Eukaryota; Metazoa; Chordata; Cladistia; Polypteriformes; Polypteridae. The record is from RefSeq and is a predicted model, not a curated record. Bases 243 to 1697 code for a protein of 484 amino acids. Gene Ontology annotation, biological process: regulation of bone mineralization; signal transduction. Gene Ontology annotation, cellular component: extracellular region.
CCAACAGGCGGCGGCGACUCUGAUCUAGGCUAUCCAGUUGCAUUUCGGGAACGGGAAAGCAAGGGGAAGGCGAACUUGCACAAUUAGUCACCCAUUGAGUCAGUCAAAAGACGACAGCUCAGCUGCGGCGAGCUCCUUUCUGUGGGAAUUCGACUUAUAUAGACUACCUGGACUAGAGAGCAAAAAGGACAAACAAAGAAUAUCCCGGUCCGCUGGCAUUGCUGGAUAUCUGCUUACCUGCCAUGUCGCAACAAGGGCUACACACGCUGCUCAUUUUGUGCUGUCUGCGGUUCACUUGCGCCUCAGAUUCUUGGGAUGACAUGGAACAGAGAGAGGUGAUUCCUGAACUUCCUGAUAUCCCAGAUCCUUUCGAUGAUCUGCUACAGAGACCGCUGAUUCCUGACCUUCAUGGUUUAUUUGCUGUGUCAACUGACAAUCCAAAGCCGAAUAUAAAGAAAAAAGAAAAUCCUCCAGCACUGCCAAGGGCAAAUGGCUCGCCACUCCGGCCUGAUGUUCCAGAAAUCAGUUUCCCUCCUGGUCAACCAACUGUGGAGAAUAUGGGGAAUAUCUGCCAAUAUCGAGAUCAUCGUCCAACAUAUCCACCUGGAAGUUUACCAAGGACAGGUUUCGGUCACAUAUAUAGACAAGGAACUACUAUCAACCGUUUGGAGGCUGCUUUUAAACAGUGUUGCCUGACAAAUGACCCUCUGUGCUGUGCACAUCAAAUGUGGAAGAAUUCUCUGGAUGACUACUGUGAAGAAGAAAGUAGAAUCAAAACCUUACAGCCUCCUUGCUGUCUGCAAAAGGAAAAACAAAGAUGGGCGUGUUUUGAGAAGGAAGCAGAGAACCCCAGCUAUAAGCCGAAGAAUAAUGGCAUACAAAAAUCUGGAAAAAGCAGAAGGAUGACCAGCGUUCCUGAAGUAUUAUCUUGGAAUUCCACUGAGUGUGACAGGCAAAAUGACAGACUACAUCCACGGGGACUUAUGAGAGAACCAAAGUAUGCUGAAGUAUUAUUUCCACCAGCAAAUCCAACAGCUGAAAAUAUUUUUAACAUUUGCAAGUUACAGAUGUUUCGUCCUCGAUACAAAAAAUGUAAAGUGAGGAGCUUUCCAGGCUGGUUAGAACGUCAAGUAAAAGCCAUCAAAAGGAUAGAGGCAAAAUUCCACAAAUGCUGUGCCGGCGGCAAGGACACCCUAUUGUGUGCUCAGACUGAGUGGAAAGCUGAGAUUGACUCUUAUUGCAGUGAAGAAUUUUCUAUCAAGACAUCCCGUUAUCCUUGUUGUCGAAAGAAUGGAAACCUAAGGUACCAGUGUUUCCAGGAAGAAGCGCCAUAUCCCAAAUACAACAAGGAUGUUCAGAUCAUCAGUCUGACUAACAUCUCCUCUCGCACUAUGAAAUUUGUUUGUGGACACCAUAAGAUACUCACAAAAAAGUUUCCUGUGGGAAUACUGGAAGAGAGCCUGAAGGAGAAAUGUUGCAAUAUGCCAGAUGAGGAAAGAAUUGCUUGUGCAAAAGACCAGGUGCAAACCCUGCCACAAAGGUUAUGUGCAGGGGAGUGGAGUACAUGGGAAGACAGCAAGAAGUGCUGCAUAAAUGAAAAGUCCAAGCAAUCGGAAUGCAUCUAUGGAAAAAAAUUGGAUGCUGUGUCCAUUGCAUAUGCUGAAGCUAAUUUGAGAAAAUGUGAAAUUACUAAAUAAGCCCCUGCUUCUCUUUCUCUCUCCCUUUCUCUCUCUCUCUCUCUCUCUCUCUCUCCAUUUGUGUUUCUUCCAUCUUUAUUUCCAUUACUGGAUGUUGACCACUAAUCUCAGAAAUCAUGAACUGAAUCAAAAGAAAAAAGCAAAUAAGCUUGUAAAGUUUGAUUUUUCUGGCCUUUUUGUUUUUCAGUUGGAGUUCUGCAUAUGCAGUCUAUUUUUACAAAAUGCUUCUCCUAUUUGAGAAGUCUUAAAUUAAGUAAUUGCAAGGAGUAAAUAUAAAAACUUAAUGUAUACCAUGUUUUUUAUUUUUUUCCUUUGUAAACCUAAUCACUAUGAAUGUUUUACGAAAUCUGACAUUUGAAAAGUUUAGAAUCGUAAGCAGACAUGCUUAGUGCAUUUAUAUCAUUGCUGUAGCUUAUUUCAUAUUCUACAUUUAAUAAUAUCAAGAAGAUUGAAAUGUUAGUGGUAUAUGAAUUCCUUGUUGCAAGUGUUUUGUUUUUAAUGAGCAGUAAUUGAUGCCAUUAAUGCAAAAGGCUGCUUCUUGUCAGGUAAAGUAUUUUUAAUACAUGCAAAUUCACUUAAACAAAUAAACUUGAGUCUGUGUGCUCAGAUUUCAAAUGCAUAUAUUUUGUUUCUUGUAUGGUAAAAUCACUGGUAAAAUGAAUUAACUGAUUAUGCUUUGAAUAAAAAUCACUUUCAUAUAUUCCAUCUUCAUUUUCUUCACAGCUGAUGCAUCCUUCAAUCGAGAUGCUGUGGGCCACAUUUCAGUUUGAAUAUGCAAAAUGUUGCACUCUAAUGCAUGAAUUUUUCAGUUUUACAAUAAAAAUAUGCUAAAAAUGUUGA